AUGCUCGAUGUUUUGGACGACCUGAACAUUUGGGGUCCAGCUGCCAUCAUGCAAGCCUUCAGCAUCGCUGACAGUUUUCGGGGCGACUUCGGGUCCAUGUCUCAAGCUGCGGAAGUUCCCUGCAUCCCGCUGGAGCUUUUGCCAGAGGAGGUCUCCGAGAGCUUGUGCAACACCCUGGAUGCAGCCUUUGGCCCAGACGGCCUUGGGAUUCUCUGCGUUACCGGUGAUGAGGACUUCCAGGCUGAAGUUCGCCGCCUUCGCGACGAGCUUCUUCCGCUGGCUGCCCGCCUAGGGAAGCUCUCCGAGGAAGCCAAGGAUUCAAUCCGCGAGCGUGGGACGCUGAAUGUCAGCAAUUACUCGCGAGGAAUUGAUGGGAACCGCACGGGCUUCUACUUCCACCCUGCGUUGGACAAUCCGGCAGAUUGCCUACCGUCUGAUGUGCCUGCUGAGCCGACGUUCUACACUCCUAACCUUUGGCCCGACACGGAGCUGCCUGAGCUACGGCAACAAGCGCGUUGCCAUGCGCCGUGGUUAGUGACAGUGGCUCGACGGCUGGCGGCGGCAGUGGACGAGCGCUGUGCGCAGGCAGUCGCAGGCUAUCGAGUGGGUACAUUGUCGCGACUAAUUGGUCCCGCGGAGAAUUGCAACCACAAAUGUCGUCUCAUAUGUUACCAUGACUUCGCAAGUCCGAAGCAGCUUGCUGCUUCGAAAGGUAUGUGGGCUCCUCCACACAAGGACACAGGUCUCCUCACUGCCCUUGUGCCUGGCAUCUUCUUGGACCAGUCUGGGAAGAGGCUGCAGUGCCCGGAUCCACAGGUUGGCCUGUAUGUGCGGGACAGGAAGGGACGAAUCAUGCAGAUCCAGAUGCCUGCUGGAGUUGGCGAGUGCCUCUUCUUUCAGGUGGGCGAGGCACUGCAAGUGGUUUCGGGCGGCCAUUACCAUGCAACGGAGCAUUGCGUUCGCGGGCCGCCGGAGGCCGCCAGAGGUUAUGAGCGUGCGUCCUUGGCCAUGUUUUUGCAACCCCAUGCACAUGAGGAGUUGCCAAUCCCGGAAGGCAGCUCUCUGCAACAGGUUGCAGAUCGCGCUUACGACGGGUUGUUCAGGAUGUUCUUGCUCUACCAGCCCCGAGAUGCCAAAGGAAUCAAUUUCCUUCGUUUCUGCCAGCGCGAAGGCCCUUCGCUUUCCAACGCUGUGGCCGAGUCCGUGGCGCUCCUCUCCACGGUGAUCUAUGGCGAGAGCAUGCAGAAACAGUACUUCUCCCAUUUGUUGGCGCACGUUCAAAACCGCACCUCCCAGCUGCCCAACAGGAUGUUCUACAUUACUGGCCAUUCCUUGGGUGGUGGCUUGGCAAAGCUGGUGGCAGCCAAAGCCCACAUGCAGGCCCUGACCUUCAUGGCCCCAGGGCUUGGCACAACCAGCUACGUAGUGUACAGGGAGCACAUGCUACAGGAGCUCCGACGUAGCUCGCUCACAGUUAUGCCCGAGAAUGACUUGGUGUCAAGGGUGGACACACAGACCGGCAUUACCAUCAAGACCGACUGUGAUGGAAACUCUUUGCACUGUCACUUGCUUUAUCCCACAAUCUGCACCCUCCUGCAAAUGUGCGGGUCUGGCAGAGCAGGGGAGGCUGCUUUGGCUCUUCCCUGCGGUGCGUCAGCUGCCCAGAGUGUUGCCGUUCAAUGCUCCAAGGUGUGCCGAAGUAUGCUCCUGGCUAUAAAUGCUUGA
Messenger RNA from Symbiodinium natans, 1725 nucleotides. The record is from the annotation of a GenBank genome assembly. NCBI's taxonomy places the organism in Eukaryota, Dinophyceae, Suessiales, Symbiodiniaceae.